AUGACCGACAGCAUCUUUCUCCGCCCUGACGUCGCUGCCCGCAUCGAGGCCUUUGCCUCGCUGCCGCCACACUCACCGCCGCACCUCGACGAUGUCAUUGACGACACCGGUGCGGUUGUCUGGACUGCGCUCGACGCACUCGCUGCUGCAUCUCCAGACUUGCCGCCGUACUUGGUUCUGGCGCUCGCCGCACGACCGGCCGCCGACUUCCUUGCCCAUGUGGGCCUUCCGCAUGCCGUCGCCGCCCACAUCGAUCUCCUCUGCCCGGCCAUGAGGCCGGCCGCUGCCGCUGCUGCGGAUGGCUCUGCGCCUCACAUCCACCUGGCGGCCGCGCUCGUCUUUCCCUGCCUCGAGGCCACGCUCGCCGCACUUGCUACCCAUCGCGGCGUAGUGAGUCCACCCAACAUGCUCAAGGACCUGCUGCUGGUCCCUGAGCUUGCGGAUGCCGAGCCAGCCCGAUCGCGGUGGCUGAAGAGCCUGCUUGCCUCCAACCGCGGUGUCAAUGUCCGCAACUUGGUCUGGCACGGCUUUUGCCCCGAGCCCGAACUCUCGCUGCCACUGCUUGCGCUCUUGCUUGCCGCGCUCGCAGAGGCGUUGGCCAUAGCUUCAGCCACGCCUGGCGUGCUCGAUGCCCUCCGAGCUGCCGCUUGA
Thecamonas trahens ATCC 50062 is the source of this 651-nucleotide messenger RNA. RefSeq lists its product as uncharacterized. The transcript is spliced from 2 exons. The coding region runs from base 1 to 651 and encodes 216 amino acids. The record is from RefSeq and is a predicted model, not a curated record. NCBI's taxonomy places the organism in Eukaryota, Apusomonadida, Apusomonadidae.